Messenger RNA from Eremothecium cymbalariae DBVPG#7215, 1299 nucleotides. RefSeq names its product aspartate transaminase AAT1 (gene AAT1). The transcript has a single exon. The record is from RefSeq and is a predicted model, not a curated record. Bases 1 to 1299 code for a protein of 432 amino acids. Gene Ontology annotation, molecular function: L-aspartate:2-oxoglutarate transaminase activity; pyridoxal phosphate binding. Gene Ontology annotation, cellular component: mitochondrion. Gene Ontology annotation, biological process: biosynthetic process; L-aspartate catabolic process. NCBI's taxonomy places the organism in Eukaryota, Fungi, Ascomycota, Saccharomycetes, Saccharomycetales, Saccharomycetaceae.
AUGAAGCAUGGAUGGAGGCCAAGCUUCGUAGCAUCAAUUGUGCGGUCAUAUUACCAUACUUUAAGUAGGAUUCCUAAUGCUUUGCCAGACAAGAUAUUGGGUUUGACAGAAGUGUUUAACAAGGAUACGAAUCCUCAGAAGGUUAACUUGACUGUGGGGAUAUAUAGGGAUGAUUUGGGGCUUGUGACUAAUUUUAAAUCGGUGGUGCAAGCUCAGAGCAUUUUGAGUGCAGAUAUGGGGAUAUCUGGAGAUUGGUCGUAUUUACCAAUUGCUGGAUGUCCAGAAUAUAGCACUAGUGUGAUGGACUUUUUGUUUAAAGAAUCGGUACCACAGGCAAAGAGUUAUUUGGAAAGUGAUAAGAUUAGUUUUGUACAGAGUUUGAGCGGUACUGGGGCGUUGGCCAUAGCCACACGGUUUUUAACGUCCUUUAUUUCCAAAGUUAUUUGGGUUCCUGAUCCUUCUUGGGGGAAUCAUAUGAAUAUCUUUGACAAUAAUGGGUUCAAAGAGGUGCGGGUUUAUAAAUACUAUAAGGAUGGCUCAAUAGACAUUGAUGGGUGGUUAGAUCAGCUACGACAGGCCAAGUCGGAGUUUGGUUCACGAUACCCUCAUUGUAUAUUGUUACAGGCGUGCUGUCAUAAUCCGACAGGUGUCGAUCCUACACGGACUCAGUGGAAGAAGGCAUUGGAAGUGAUAAAUGAGUUGGGACUGAUACCAGUUAUCGAUAUGGCUUACCAGGGUUUAGAAUCUGGUGAUUUGAUUGAAGAUGCAUAUUUAUUAAGGAUGUGCCUGGAGCAUAAUUGGCGUAAUGGUUUAUACAUUUGCCAAUCGUUUGCCAAAAACAUGGGAUUAUACAGCGAGAGGAUAGGAUCGCUCAGUGUGAUCCAUCCUAUGGAUGAAUCAAAUACAAAGGCUAAGGCUGAUUCUCAGUUAAAAAGGAUUGUGAGGGGUGUAUAUUCAUCACCACCGAGUUAUGGUUCACGCAUAGCGACUCUAGUUCUUAACAAUCCAACCUUGAAAGCCCAAUGGUUUGAGGACGUGAAGAAGAUGACGGACCGGUUGUGGUCUGUAAGAGUCAUGUUAUAUGAAAGACUUAAAUGGGAUACCUUGAUAGAUCGAACUACGCAACACGGGAUGUUUUAUUAUUCGGGGUUUUCACCCAAGCAGGUAGAUAUACUAAGACGUCAUCACUCUAUAUAUCUUACUCAAGAUGGUAGAAUAUCGUUAGCUGGGAUUAACCGAAGCAACAUUGAUCAUGUGGCCCAGUCUUUCUUGAGUGUGUCGCGUUGUAGGUUAGCUUAA